ACGCAAACGUCGUCUGCUCUUUGCAGAAAAUUGCCGAUUUGAAAUAUUUUGAUGUCCGACUUUUAAUGGUUGAAUAUUUUAGCAUCGAGAUAUGGUGCUUUAUCUGGUCAAUAUUCGUGCAGUUUUGAAGCGCGCAAUUCCUUUAAGUGCUACUUGUUCCCAUUCAAGAAGCACAUGCUCAACUCCCGCAGAGACCCGCGGGAUCUCUCCAAAUUUAGAAUUCUCUCCCGACUGCGAUGAAGCGACGAGGCAAAUGCUUGAGAAAGACUUUCAAGUCUACAAAGAUUUCAUCAGUGCUGAAGAAGAGAAUAACCUAUUGGAAGAGUUGGAGGUGAAGUUCAAAAGGUCCCGGUAUCAGUAUGACCAUUGGGAUGAUGCUAUCCACGGAUACAGGGAAACAGAGAAACCUACUUGGAAUCAAGUCAAUGACUGUGUUAUAAAUCGGUUGAGAGCUUUUGCCUUUUCAACUACCACGAUGCAGCAUGUCCAUGUGCUUGAUUUAGCUGAGAAUGGUCACAUCAAACCACAUCUGGACAGCAUAAAGUUUUGUGGCCCCACCAUAUCGGGCAUAUCUCUGCUCACAGCCAGUGUGAUGAGGCUCAUACAUAUACAGCGACCCCAAGUCUUGGUCACGGCACUAUUACCGAGAAGAUCAUUGUAUAUAAUGAAGGACUUUGCUAGAUACGAAUUUAAUCACGAAAUUCUGAACAAUAGCGAAUCCUUCUUCCGGGGAGAGAAAGUCACGAAAACUAGGCGUAUCUCUGUAAUCUGCCGUAGUCCACCACCGCCAUCAUCAUAAUGGAUGCAGUACUGUUGUAAACACGAUUUGGUAGAUAUGCCCAAGUAGACAGUCCUUAUUUGUACUUAUCGUUGAUCCAUACAAUAGCCAUUUAAGUCA
This is a messenger RNA of Daphnia pulex (common water flea), 898 nucleotides long. RefSeq names its product alpha-ketoglutarate-dependent dioxygenase alkB homolog 7, mitochondrial-like. Gene Ontology annotation, cellular component: mitochondrial matrix. Gene Ontology annotation, biological process: DNA damage response; fatty acid metabolic process. The record is from RefSeq and is a predicted model, not a curated record. NCBI's taxonomy places the organism in Eukaryota, Metazoa, Arthropoda, Branchiopoda, Diplostraca, Daphniidae. The transcript is spliced from 4 exons. Bases 92 to 799 code for a protein of 235 amino acids.